GUGAGACAGUCGUACGGAUUAUACUACAAAACACAGAGUAUGGAGUCUCUACCGGAAGAAUCCUUGGCUUCCGUCAUCCAACAGACGAUCAGGGAUGGAACUGUUACUGAGUUGAUAAGUACAUUUAAUGUUACCGAUGAUUCAUCAGCGCUCACGACAACGAAUAUACCUCCUCUUAUACAAGGUAACCUCAAGGAACGCCACACAAACCGGACAGUGCAGUUAUCAACCGGAAGUACAAAACUAACAAACUUCUCAGACACGUUAGAUACAUUUCCGGUUUUAGACAGAACUGACGAUUCGCUUUCGAUUCAGGACCAGGUUAUAAUGGGAGCGGCCAUAACAGUAGGCUUUCUGGCGAUAUUAGCUAUUGUUCUUAGGUUUGCAAUGCCAAUCUUCAGAAUUAGACGAAGAGCGAAAAAACAAAACACAGAAAUCCAAACCGAGGAUCUGUAUGAUGAGAAGAAGACAGAUGGAAGCUUAUAUGCGCCAUAUACACUAGCUAUGGAUUCUGACCAAUCACAGUCAUCGUCACAGUCUGACCAAUCGCAAUCCUCGACACAGUCCGACUGGUCGGAAACGUCCAGUAACCACACAAAAAGUACGUACUACUCCUCAGACAGUCACCAGAUGGCGCUGUGGAAGGAAGCCUCGUUUGGGAAUUUGAUGGGAUCUACGUUAUCCUUACCUGUGUGUCUACCUGGGGAUAGUGGUUGUUUGUCCCGAUCACACUCCUCCGAAGGUCUCAACGUCAAUGCUAGCAUAAUGACAGCAUUGUCUUGUAAAACGUUUAUCGAAUAUAGCGGAAACAGCUUUCUAAAAUCGGGACCGGACACUGAACGAGGUUCGGAUAUUUUCGACGACAGAGCGUCGACUCAAUCCCUCAAGUCUUCCCAUACUAAUGGAUCUAUAUCAGACGGGCGGUCGGACGGACAUCUGGACAGACGAUCGGACGGACUGCUGGACAAACGUGUUACUGAACUCAACCCUUUGUUUAAGCAAUGCUACAACAACAAAUAUAAGGCAAACUUUGCUGAAACAAAGUUAACCGAAGAAAAGUGUCUGUAGGACUCCAACGAGGAGAACUCCACGUCUACUCGUAUUCAAGAGAAACAACUCUGUGCCUAUUCCUGUCGGGCCUGUGCGAACAAUUAAGGGAGGCAACCCAGUACAAAAAUUUACCUCAGGACAAAGGAAGCAUUGCUAGACUAAAUCCUGGGAAAGAAUCCCGGACAAACUUCCUAAAUCCAUGGAGACCAUGACUCGGAAAGAAGGAUUUCUGAUUGACGGAACGCUGAGCCCAACAACUGGUUUUGUGGGAAAGAAUGGAAAAAGCAAGGUCAUAACCUCGAUCAGGAACGAAAAAAGUUAUUCGGUGAAAGAAAAAGGAAUUUCAGAAUGAAAAAAACUUUUGACAAAUAUCAUUCAUUUCGAAAUCCUAAAUGGCGGAAGUACGUACAGUCCAAGGGAAAUAACUCUGUUUAUUCUUCCAGAGGAAAACUUGUAAAUUCUACAAGAGUUAAAACUUGUGAUAAACUGUGUGACGAGAUUAAUUGGUGCUAUAUACUGUGAACGAAAAUGCUUUUAUAAAGUAUGACAUAUCCCAGGGGGAGCUUACUUUAUAUUUCCGGUGAAAUGUAGAUCGAACGCUUUUGCGAAGCAAACAUAUCCAGCGAUAUAAUUCAUAGAUCGCGUGUCUAAAAAUACACACAAAAAAUCAGAACAUAGUGAAUGACUUUUUGUGUGACGGCAACAUUAUAGUUUAUCUCUAUAAUUGUGCAAUAUCCCUCUAUCUACAUGUACGUCAGUGAAUUCGAAUAGAUGUUGCAACGAGUGGUCUCCCUUGGACACGCAUAUCCUGUGUACCACUUCCGGAAACCACCACGUGACUGUAUAUAUUUGUACAUAUAGCUGUUAUCUUUACAUAUAAAUAUAUAUUUACAGCCGAGUAUUAAUUUAUACGCUUGUUGAGCUUGAUCAAAUAAAUUAAUUAUAAUUAUUA
Messenger RNA from Pecten maximus, 2002 nucleotides. RefSeq lists its product as uncharacterized. The coding region runs from base 40 to 1068 and encodes 342 amino acids. NCBI's taxonomy places the organism in Eukaryota, Metazoa, Mollusca, Bivalvia, Pectinida, Pectinidae. The record is from RefSeq and is a predicted model, not a curated record. The transcript has 7 exons.